This is a messenger RNA of Balaenoptera acutorostrata (minke whale), 1421 nucleotides long. RefSeq names its product sperm-associated antigen 11B-like. Gene Ontology annotation, cellular component: extracellular region. The record is from RefSeq and is a predicted model, not a curated record. Bases 1 to 315 code for a protein of 104 amino acids. Lineage: Eukaryota; Metazoa; Chordata; Mammalia; Artiodactyla; Balaenopteridae. The transcript is spliced from 3 exons. Gene Ontology annotation, biological process: antimicrobial humoral immune response mediated by antimicrobial peptide.
AUGAGGCAGUUCCUCUCUCCAACCACCCUUCUCCUGGUGGUUCUGCUCUUCCCAGGAUUGUCCAGGGUCACGAAUGCUAACCAGCAGGACACCGAGGGUCCCAGGGGACCAGAGGAAGGGUCUCACCCGUCACGCCACCAAGUAGAACGCCACCUCUUACCUCGCACGCCCCCCUUCCCGGACGUUGAACCAGAUUUCAAAGUUGUCAACUGCAAGAGAGGCGAUGGCAGAUGUCAAAAAUAUUGUAAUUAUAUGGAACUACAACUAGGCUAUUGCUCUAAAAAGAAAGAUGCCUGCUGUUUACCUCAAAACUGAGCUUGUUGUCAUAAAAGCCAAAGCUUUGUCCACUCCCUGUUCUCCUGGGCCAUCAAUCCAGAUGCGGGUGUUUUGGAGAAGGAGCUGAGCAGAGAGGAGGUGAGGCUUGGUCAUCUGCACCUGACAGUCUAAACAUCCUACUGCAGCAAAAGAAAAGUCAAAAACUGCUAUACGUGAUCUUUUGGUGUGAUCUUAGAGAAAGUGACUUAGCUUGAGAUGUACAAUACCUUCCAAAUCACACAAUGUUUACUGGUAGAUAUGGAUGUAAUAAACUUUUAUAGGACAGCAUUCAAGUCAUUUGUUCUUUUAUUUUAAAAAUAUUUUUUGAGUACCUACUUUUGUUCUAGACACUGAGAAAUGUAAUGAACUGAAACUGUGGCUAUAUGAGGAGAAGAACAUCUCAAUACAUAAAAACAACAAAAUGCUGCAUAUUUUAAAAUAUGAGUAUAUCCAAAAUGUGGGGAGGACGAAUAUGAGAGAAUUAAGAAAGGAUUCCUGGGGAUAUUUGAGCAGGAUUUUGGAGGAUGAUUAGGAGUUUCUUAAGUGAAAGAGAGAAGCAGAGAUUUUUCAGGCAAAGAGUACAGUUUGUAGGAAGUCAUGGAAACAUGAAAGAAUGAUUUGCUAAGAAAAUGGGGAGAAGCUCAACAUAACCACAAAGGAGAGGGACUAAUUACAAGUACCAAAAGAGGAGGGUGCAGGAAAAUGGUGUGAAGUUGUCAGAAAACAAAUAUUACGCUAAAGACCUCGGAGGGCUAAACAAGAGAAGGUUACCAGGUGUGCCAGGGGAGUGAACGUAAUCAUACUUGAGUGUUAGGAUGUUCAUUCUAACAAAAGAAUUGGGGAUGGACUGACAAUGUGUGAGACCAGAGGCAGGAAGGUAAGAGAUGACUGGGACAGUGAAGGCCGAGGAUGUGGUCAGUGGCUGAGGCAGUGACAGAGGCUCUGAAGAGGGAACAAUUAAGGGGCUUCUGCAGGGGCUGAGGUUACAAGUCUGGUGACGGAGGAGAAGGAAAGGCACGGGGUGGGGGAGGGUCCUGGGGACCAGGCGACGCCCGGGACGUGGGGAGGAGGAGGAGCACGGGGUGGGGCUAGACCGGUCUGGGGGA